Phoenix dactylifera (date palm) is the source of this 2343-nucleotide messenger RNA. RefSeq lists its product as uncharacterized. The record is from RefSeq and is a predicted model, not a curated record. NCBI's taxonomy places the organism in Eukaryota, Viridiplantae, Streptophyta, Magnoliopsida, Arecales, Arecaceae.
ACAGCCUAUCUUUCCACCUCUUGGACCUUCCUCCAUCCUAGGUGAAAGAACUCCUGUUCUAGUUUCAAAGCAAACAAAAAUCACCCUCCUUUAUAUUUAGAGAAAAGAUUGGAAAGGGAGGGAAGGGAAGGGGUUAUGAGAUUGGAAUCCAAGUCCAGGUUCAAGACCAACAAGAUGGCUGGCAACUACAGGAAGAGGCCAUAUGGAAUGCUGCUGCUGCUGCUGGCGCUUUGUGCAGCUUUGCUCAGCGUUGUUCUGCUCCACAAGAUGAGGGAGAGGCGUGUCUUCAGCCUCCUCCUCCAAGACCGAGAUCAACAGCUGCUUGCUCUUGAGCUCAUCCUGCAGAAAGAAAGAGAGAACACCAUAGUAACAAAAAAGAAAUUGGAAGUCUUCAAAGCCAAGACAAUCUCUUUAGGAAGUGAAAAAGCUGAGCUUAGUAACAAGCUUAUAGAAACAGAAAGCACGAUCUCUUACCUGAAAAGAAAACAGAAAGAGUUGCACGCUGCUCUUGAGGAGAAACAGAACCAGAUAAAAGGACUUACAGAAAAGGCAGCAGAAGCCACUGCAUCAAAUAUUCAGAUAACAACACUGGCAGAACUUUUGAAAGGGAGAGAAGCCAAAAUUGAAGAAAUGAUGCAUCACCUUUUAAGCCUACAGCCAUCUAAGAAUAUUGCUGCAGAAACAAGCAUUGACAGCAGGAAUGGCAAUGUUCUAAACUACAAGAAAGAGAAUGUGACUUCUGAAUAUGUGCAAUUGGAAGAACGUUCAACUACUGGAGGUGAGAGUACCAUAAUAGAGGCAAAACAAGUUUACACUGGAAAUGAAACAGCUAGUAACCAACACAAAGAUAUUCCUGAAGAAGAAACAUGGGUAACACUCCCAACCAAGGUAGAAGAAGAAGGCUUGAAGAAUGCAACUAGAAGUAGUGUUGAUCAAACUGCAGGACUUUCAGGAGAUAACCAGCUGGAGAGGCUUGAAGUUUCUCAGAGGAGCGAAGACUCUGUACAGAGCAAAGAAACAGAUCAAGAAAGCAAUGUGGAGGUUAAAGAGCAGGCAUUGGAAUCUACAAAUGGGAAACAAAUUGACAGUGCAGACGCAGGAAAUGGCAAAGUUGGUGAGAACUCAGAUGAGAUAGAAGGUAAAAAACAUGUCCCUGAAAAUGGGAGUGCAGAAAAACUUCAAAAUCCACAAAAUGGAUAUGAACAGCAAAUAACUUCUGCAGGCCUGAUGGUGGCAGGAAAAAAUGAGGAUGCUAAAAUGAGACCUGGACGUGGUCGAAGGACCAAAACCAAGAGCCGAAGGCGGCAGAGAGUCUCUAAAGAAAAAGAACUGGAGAAGAAUAACAGUUUGCACUUUGAGAUCUCUCAAAAUGAUGAAAAUCAAGUGAGAAAGAAAGAAAGCACAGAUACUAAUAAAGAGGAAGUUUACAGAAAGGACACAGAUUUUAGUGACAGUCAGCUCAGCAUGCUUGAAACUUCUCAAAUCACAGGAAAUUCAAUUGUGAGGGAUGGAAGGGAGGAUGGAGAUGCAUCGAAGCGUAAAGAACAGAUGCUUCUUCCGCAACAUGAGAGCAUGGAAACGGUUGCACAUUCUCAUGACAAUGAGGUUUCAGGCACAAGCUUGGAAAGCAAAGAAUUCUUGCGGGAUGAUGAUGGUAUAGGAGUGAGAUAUGAUACUGGUGACAAAAGUGAAUUAGAUGAUAAAAAUAAGGAUUCAGUUUCCAACUCCAGUAAUGUAGAAAUGCCUGAUGAUUCACAAGAAAAAACACAAAAUCCAGAAGGUGGUGAAGGCUUGCAAGAUCAUGAAGAAGACAGUCUUGAUGAAACUGCACAGAAGGGAGAAGAACAGGAAAUGACAUCCACAGAUGGUAAACAGGAAAAGUCUGAUGACCCUCACGAAAAUGGAGAUGAGAAUAAGAGUGAUGAUGAUGAAGGAAGAAUUAUCGCUCACUCAAUCAACAACAAUAAAAGUGAUGCUGAAGGACAGGACGGAAUCGUUACUGUUAAUACCAUAUCAGACCCAGGACAAACUGAGGCUAACAGCAACACUGAUGACCAUCAAAGCAAGACUACUGAAAAGAAAAAUGAAACAGCCAAUAGCUCUGAUACUAGCGAUGCCAAAGAUGACGAAGAUAAAGGGAUCAAGGAGAAUGCAGAAAAUAACAGCAGCGACAAUAUUGCUGAAUUCUGAAAUUAAGAUCUACCGGCUUGGCAAAGUAAUGCAUAGCCAUAGCCUGAUAGAAAAUUAAGUUUCAUUUUUCAUAGACUUUGCUUAUCUCAAGUUAUAAAAUGUUUUUUUGUAUUUGCAACCAUUUAAAUGGUAUUUUAACAAGAAUUAAUAGAA